AUGGAACUCAGACCACGAUCCGGCCGUUUUCAAACCAAAAGCGCAAUAGCGGAAAACAACAACCUUUUCCAAGGCACAAAUAGGCAGGUGGCAGGGCCGCGGCUGGAAGUCAGACCUGCUGGGGCAAGUCAACAAUCUGGCCAACAUCUGGGGCUUGAACCUCUAGGCGGCAACCUUGGCAACUCCAUGCGCCCGGAAGCCGGCGCAACUUCAGCUCCAAUGGACGGUGUUGCUGCUGCUGCUUCAACCUUUGCAUUGCCGCCACCUGCACCAGCACCACCGCCAUUACCGCGGCAACGACUGAGGCCCGGCAGCAUCGACGCUGCGCCCGCCUUCCCGCACAACGACCUGACGGUCAUCAAAUAUCAGCUGUUUACGGCGGCAGGUCGAGCUCUUCCCCCGAGCAGUCGGGCGCAGCUAGAGGCGGCGGCGGAGUUGCUGGAAGCCGCGGCGACGGCCAGAGCGGCGGCGGCGGCGGCGGCGACUCAACGAAGCGCCGCAGCUGCCGGCGCUGGCGAUGGUGCAUUCGAGGAUGCCACAGGAGGUACAGCUGACGCAACAGCAGCACCGGAUGUAAUGGAGAUGUCGCAGCAGCAGCAGCAGCAGCCGCCGUCGCAGUCGCAAGGCCUGGCGCUGCCGACGCCAACGCAGGAACCCAUGGACAUGUCGCAACCGCAACCGCAACCGCAACCGGCCCAAGGGCAGGAGGAAUCGCAGCAUCGGGUAGGGCCGCAUGGCGACGUCCUCCCUGCAGAACCGCAUCAGCCGCCGGGUGACUCCCUACUACUGCCAGACUACGCGUCCUGGCCGCUGCUUAGGUUGAGGACUCUGGACGGUCCUAAGACGGCGUUUGUGGCGCCAUCUAUGGUCGAUCAGCCCAGGAACGCAUGUGUGCGGCAUGUGUACGACGUGUUAUGGUAG
Molecule: messenger RNA, 921 nt
Organism: Volvox carteri f. nagariensis
Lineage: Eukaryota; Viridiplantae; Chlorophyta; Chlorophyceae; Chlamydomonadales; Volvocaceae
Exons: 6
Coding region: 1-921 (306 amino acids)
Source: RefSeq, a predicted model, not a curated record